This is a messenger RNA of Phalaenopsis equestris, 1788 nucleotides long. RefSeq lists its product as uncharacterized. Lineage: Eukaryota; Viridiplantae; Streptophyta; Magnoliopsida; Asparagales; Orchidaceae. The record is from RefSeq and is a predicted model, not a curated record. Gene Ontology annotation, molecular function: protein binding.
GAUAUUGAAGUGUCUAUUAGCAAUGCUAAUUCAGGAGAAGGCUACAUAGGACUGUUUGUUCAAAUGCUUGGUCUAGACAAUAACCCUGUAGACAGGGAACAUGCUGUGAUGACACUUUGGAAAUAUUCAGAUGGGGGAAAGAAUUUUAUUGAUGUUAUUAUGAAGUUUCCAGGCUGUGUGAAACUUGUUCUCAGCCUUUUGAAAUCAGGUAAUUUUUCUACAUGUGAAGCAGCUGCAGGCCUUCUGCGGAACAUAUCAUCAGUUAACUUGUAUAGAGAUAUUAUAGCCGAAAGUGGAGUGAUUGAAGAAAUUGUCUGGCUGCUUCAUCAACCCUGUUUGACUAUAGGGGUAAAGGAGCAAAGUCUAUGUACAUUGUGGAAUUUAUCCAUUGAUGAGAAAACCAGGAUAAAGAUAGCACAUGGUGAUUUCUUACCACUCCUUGUUAAGUUCCUUGAUGAUGAAGAAAUCAAGGUAAAAGAGGCAGCAGGAGGUGUUUUGGCAAAUCUGUCAUUGAGCCCCUGUAAUCACAACAAUAUGGUAGAAGCUGGUGUAAUCCCAAAGCUGGCAAAUCUUUUCAAAAGCGAUGCUGAGGGUUUGAAAGUCAUCAGAAAAUCGGCAAAAACCGCAUUACUGGAAUUAUCUAAAGAUGAUUAUUACAGAGUUCUUAUUAUUGAGGAGGGUCUAAUACAGGUCCCUUUAAUUGGUGCUGCUGCCUACAAGUCUUUAAGAUCACAAUCUCAUUCUUGGCCUUCUUUACCUGAUGGAACAGACUUCGAACGGACUUCAUGCUCCUCAAGAUACGGUGCUACUGAAUUACUACUUGGACUUAGUGUUCGUGAAAAGAACAUCAACUUGGAAGAGGCAAAGAUAAAUGCCAUGGUUGGAAGAUCUCAGCAGCAGUUUCUUGCACGAAUUGGCGCUAUUGAGAGUGAUGAAAGAAGAUCAGAGUCUAAUUCAUCUUUUAAUCAAAGACAUACCCUUUUGCCUUGCAUUGAUGGUGUUGCUCGGUUAGUCUUGUUCCUUGGGCUUGAAGAUGUCUCAGCAAUCACUAGAGCUGCUCUCUCUAUUGCUGAUGGAGCAAUUAGUGAGCAUUUGAGGAUAUUAUUCAAGGAAGCUGGAGCGAUCCAACGUCUGGUUACGUUGCUUUCUCAUGAUGAUAAGUUAGUUCAAGAGGCAGUGGUUUAUGCCCUAGAUAGGCUUCUUCUAAGCUAUGAAGUGCUCCAAACUAUUGAAGCAGAAAGCAUUAUGCGUCCUCUUGUGGGCAUAAUCAGGCUUGCAAAUGCAUCUGAAAGCACACUAGAAAAGAUUGUAAAUAUAUUGCAUCGAGUUAUCAACCUAGGAGAAUGCAUGGAAGGAAAGAUCCAUGAGGAGGAAUUUUUCUCUGGGUCCAACAAAAGGGUCAAUUCUUCGUAUAGUUCUAUCAAUAAAGAUGUAAUUACGAGAGCAUCCAAGACUUCUUCAGUAUUUGAGUUGAUUUCAAGGGAAAGAGUUAUAGACUCUGAUGUUGUAAAAUAUCUCAUUAGAAUGUUAAAGACGUCAUCUCCAACUUUGCAGACAAAGAUUGCUUCCAUCUUUGAGUAUCUCACAAGUUUUAAACCAUAUGUGAUGAUGCUCACAAUUUCUGACAUUGAAUCAGGGCUUCAUGCUGUUUUUCAGAACCUACUGUCCAAUUGCGAGAAAGGGUUACACGGUUUCUCAGAUUACAACGUCCGUGCCCAGAAGAACUUGUUCCCAUGUGGUAGGAAGCGGGAGGCGACUGGAGUUGGCCGAAAGCAGCGAUGGUGUUAG